CCUCCGGGGGAAAAAAAGGCAGAGAAAAACAACAGGAAGGGGGAAAUGUAAAAGUGGAGUUUGUGGAGGCUGCCGACACGGGGGCAUGCUGUGUACCCAGGAUACAAACACAAGGACGCGGUUAAAUGUGAACUCAGCAUGAGGCUUAUUCUGUAUUUCACAUUCGCCUUAUUGCCCCUCGAGGCAAACCCCUGUAUCCUUCUCCCCCAGGGUAAAGCAGAUUGCAAAGGCAUGGGUCUACAUUCCAUGCCAUCUUCACUCCCCCAAGAUGUCCGUUACCUGGACCUCUCCAACAAUGCAAUCCGUAUCACCAAACCGUUGACAGGACAAUUUUCGGAGAUACUUUUCCUAAACCUCUCUCACAACCCUCUCCACAUCCUCCCAAGUCAAAGCUUCCAAGGCCUAGACAAACUCCAAACAUUGGACCUCAGCCAUUGUAACAUCUCCAGCCUGCACCCCAACACAUUCGACGGCCUGGAGAACCUGAAAAUUUUGAUCUUAAGUGACAACAGCCUCAGUUCAAUCUUUUUGGGGAAUCUUACAGCACUAAGACUCCUAGAUGUAAGGAAAACCCAGAUCAUCCCAUCACAUCCCUCUAAAUAUCUCAAGAGGAUAAAGCUUGGUGACAUGCUGCUCCGUCAUGGCCUCUGUGAUUGCGUCUCAAGAGGACCUCUCGGUACUGUUGAUCAGAAAGUUUCUGGACUGUUCUGCCCGUGUCCUGCUCAAGUCAAUGAGAAAGGUGCUCAGGUUUUGAGAGUCGGGUAUGGACGCUUUGCCCGAGACGUGAGUGAAAUCUCCUUCAAUGACUCCUCAGUUAACUCAACAGCCUCUCCUUCGCCUACUGAAAGCCCGUCCCAUGGAAGAAGCUGGCCUUACCUGGUGGGGUUCGUGUUGGCGGCCAUCGCCCUGUCAGUUCUCAUUGCCGUGGCGGCCAAGUGCAAUCUCAUCCGCAAAUACCUCAGCAGCUACCGCCACCGACCUCUGCCGGAGAACGAAUGGAUCAGUGAGUCCCAAGGCGAGCUCCCCGGGGUGCCCCUGCCGCCCCCCGAAGACGAAGACGGGUUUAUCGAGGAUAAUUACAUACAGCCAAGGCACCAUCAUGAGGAAGAGGAGGAUGAGGACGAUCGCAUGAGCACAUUUCGUGUCUGACGGACAUAUCUGUACCUUUAGGCCCAUGUAUUUAUCACCUGAGAGAAGGAAUUUUAUUAAACUGGAGCUAGCGCUUUAUUUUAGAAGAA
Spea bombifrons (plains spadefoot toad) is the source of this 1238-nucleotide messenger RNA. It is a transcript of the gene C6H1orf210, whose product is annotated as chromosome 6 C1orf210 homolog. The record is from RefSeq and is a predicted model, not a curated record. The transcript is spliced from 5 exons. NCBI's taxonomy places the organism in Eukaryota, Metazoa, Chordata, Amphibia, Anura, Pelobatidae. The coding region runs from base 139 to 1149 and encodes 336 amino acids. Gene Ontology annotation, molecular function: protein binding.